Molecule: messenger RNA, 1989 nt
Organism: Clupea harengus (Atlantic herring)
Lineage: Eukaryota; Metazoa; Chordata; Actinopteri; Clupeiformes; Clupeidae
Product: hydroperoxide isomerase ALOXE3-like
Exons: 14
Coding region: 1-1989 (662 amino acids)
Biological process (GO): lipid oxidation
Molecular function (GO): oxidoreductase activity, acting on single donors with incorporation of molecular oxygen, incorporation of two atoms of oxygen; protein binding; metal ion binding
Source: RefSeq, a predicted model, not a curated record
AUGGUGGUGUACAAACUCACCGUUUACACAGGAAACAGGCUUAUGGCUGGGACCAUACACCAUAUCUACAUCCAGCUUUUUGGAACAAAUGGCUUAACUCAGCAGCAGAGUCUAAACGGUUGUACAAUCCUUGCACAAGGAUCGGUGAACCGCUUUGAUUUGCACACUGAUGCUCCACUGGGAGACCUCAUCUCCAUGAAGCUCUACUCCAAGGCAUUCCUGACUACUGAAGACGAAUGGUUCUGUGACAAGAUCUCUGUGACAACACCGGAGAGUGCUGAGGUUUUGUUUCCAUGCUACCGCUGGCUUCACCGUCGCACAAAGAUGACUUUAGUACCCGCUACAGCUACAUUCGUGUUCACUAACCCAAUGAACCAGAGGCAAAGGAUGAGCCAGCUGAAUGAAUCCCGUAGGAACUUUGGAUGGAGCUUGUAUGCACAGGGUUUGCCCCAAGUUAUCAGUUAUAAGACCCCCUUUGAUCUUCCAGCGGAGGUCCAGUUCUCUUUCACCAAAGACACUGAAUUUGUAUUCACUGCUCUUCAACAGAUAAUUAUAUUAAAACUAACAGGAUGGACUGAUUCCAAAAGCCAGUGGAAAUCCUUCAGGGAACUGGAUGAGAUCCUUCUGCAACCUCUGAGAAGCCAAACAUAUGAAUACAUUCAGAAGCACUGGAAAGAGGACAAGUUUUUUGGCUACCAGCUGCUGAAUGGCAUCAACCCCAUGAUGAUCCAGCGCUGCUCAAAGUUGCCAGAGAACUUCCCCGUCACAGAAAAGAUGGUCAAAGACUCCCUAAGAGGGAGAAGCUUGGAGGUUGAGAUGAAGAAUGGAAAUAUCUUCCUGUGUGACUACAAGAUCUUGGAUGGACUGAUGGGAAAUGUAGUUAAUGGCAGGCAGCAGUAUCUCACAGCUCCAUUGGUCUUGCUGUACUGCAACCCAGAGGGAUCGAUGCUCCCUAUUGCUAUACAGCUGGGACAAAAGGCUGGAGUGAACCCCAUCUUCAUCCCCACUGACCCAGAGCAUGACUGGCUGCUGGCCAAGAUCUUCGUGAGGAACGCAGAGUUCAGCGUACAUGAGGUUGACUUUCACCUGCUGAGAACUCACCUGCUGGCCGAGGUGUUCACCAUGGCAACAUUGCGGAACCUUCCAACCAUGCACCCGCUCUUCAAGCUCCUGUUUCCACAUAUCCGAUACACACUCCAGAUCAACAUCAUGGCCCGGAAUCGGCUGAUAUCCAAGGAUGGAUCCAUCACCCUGUAUGCAGCAAUAGGUGGAGAUUCAGUGCCAAAGUUGCUGAGGCGUGCAACUGCCUCCCUGACCUAUAGCUCCCUCUGUCUGCCUGAUAACAUCUCUGAGAGAGGCCUGGAGAAGGUUCCUAACUACUACUACAGAGAGGACGGAAUGAGACUGUGGAACAUUAUCAACGAGUUUGUUGAAAGGGUUUUGACACACUAUUAUAAAUCUGAUGGUGAGGUCAAGAAUGACUCAGAGCUCCAGUGCUGGAUCAAGGAAAUAUUUUGCAAAGGAUUCCUGAAAAGGAAAAGCACAGAAAAACCACAGUCUCUUAAGGACCUUGUCAAAUUUGUCACCAUGGUGAUCUUCACUGCAUCCGCCCAGCAUGCUUCUGUUAAUAAUGGGCAGUUUGAAUUCGGCUGCUGGAUGCCCAACUUCCCUAGCGCUCUCCGAGAGCCUCCUCCAAAUGAGAAAGGCCAGACCACUGAGCAGACCAUCCUGGAGACCCUACCUGAUGUGAGCACUACUGUUCACACAAUGGCUGUCCUCAGACUGCUAAGCAGUAUUUCCUCAGACCACUAUCCACUGGGGUAUUUCCCGGAAGAAUGGUUUGAGGAGGAAGUCCCUUGCAAGCUCAUAAAGAAGUUUCAGGUGGACCUGAAGUCACUGUCAGACCUCAUUAAGAAGAGGAACGCCACACUUGAGCUGCCCUAUACCUACCUGGACCCUGAGAAUGUGGACAACAGUGUGGCCAUCUGA